Molecule: messenger RNA, 1944 nt
Organism: Cajanus cajan (pigeon pea)
Lineage: Eukaryota; Viridiplantae; Streptophyta; Magnoliopsida; Fabales; Fabaceae
Source: RefSeq, a predicted model, not a curated record
AUGUUAGAGAGGUUGGCAGGUCAAGCCUACUACUGCUUUUUGGAUGGUUAUUCUGGGUAUAGUCAGAUAGCAGUGGACCCGAAGCACCAAGAGAAGACAGCAUUUACAUGUCCUUUUGGUGUUUUUGCAUAUAGGAAAAUGCCAUUUGGAUUAUGUAAUGCACCAGCCAUAUUUCAAAGGUGUAUGCUAGCCAUAUUUUCUGAUCUUGUUGAGAAAUGUAUAGAGAUUUGCGUGGACGAUUUUUCUAUGUUUGGAGCAUCAUUUGAUACAUGUCUGAAAAAUCUAAACACUAUAUUGAGGCGGUGUGUUGAAACAAACUUGGUUCUUAACUGGGAAAAAAGCCAUUUUAUGGUGACUGAAGGAAUAGUGCUUGGCCACAAGAUUUCUAGAAGAGGCAUUGAGGUGGAUCUAGCCAAAGUUGAGGUCAUCUCUAAGCUUCCUCCACCAAAAAAUGUGAAAGGAAUCAGAAGCUUUCUGGGACAUGCUGGAUUCUAUAGGCGGUUCAUUCAAGAUUUUUCAAAGAUCGCUAAACUGCUUAGCAAUCUCCUUGUGAAAGAUGUUAAAUUUCAAUUCGAUGAUAAUUUCUUGUCUGCUUUUUCAUUAUUAAAACAAAAAUUGUGUUCAGCACCUGUAAUCACUAGCCCUGAUUGGAAUUUUGAUUUUGAACUAAUGUGUGAUGCUAGUGACUAUGCAGUAGGUGCUGUUCUGGGUCAAAGGAAAAAUAAGAUUUUUCAUGUCAUACACUAUGCAAGUAGCUGGGGUUAUUCCAGAAGAUCUCAAUUGGCAGCAGAGAAAGAAAUAUUCUUCAAGGAUUCUACUUACUAUGUGUGGGAUGAUCCUUAUUUAUUUAAGAUUGGUGCUGAUGUUUUGUUGAGAAGAUGUGUUUCAGGUGCAAAAGUUAAGGAUAUCUUGUGGCACUGCCACAAUUCACCUUAUGGAGGUCACUACACAACAGUAAAAAUUCUUCAAUCCGGAUUCUACUGGCCUACCAUCUUUAAAGAUUCUCAUAAGCACUACAAAAUUUGUGAUAAGUGUCAGAGAACUGGAGGAAUUUCCAAAAGACAUGAGUUGCCUUUGCAAAACAUUCUUGAAGUUGAAGUCUUUGACUGUUGGGGAAUUGACUUUGUAGGACCACUUCCAUCUUCAUAUUCUAAUGAGUACAUUCUGGUUUCUGUGGACUAUGUUUCUAAAUGGGUGGAAGCCAUGGCGACUCAGAAGGCUGAUGCACGUACGGUGAUCAAGUUCUUAAAGAAGAAUAUCUUUACUAGAUUUGGAACACCGAGAGUGCUCAUUAGUGAUGAUGGUUCUCAUUUCUGCAAUAAACAACUGAAGAAGGUGUUAGACCAUUAUGGUGUGAGACACAAAGUAGCUACACCUUACCAUCCUCAAACAAAUGGACAAGCAGAGGUUUCUAAUAGGGAAUUGAAGAGAAUUUUGGAAAAGACUGUGGCCAGCUUAAGGAAAGAUUGGGCUUUGAAAUUGGAUGAUACACUGUGGGCUUAUAGGACAGCAUAUAAAACUCCAAUUGGACUCUCUCCGUAUCAUCUUGUGAGAAGAGAAAGCUUCAGUUACAUGAGUUUGAGGAAAUGCAGUUACAGGCCUAUGAAUCUUCCCGAAUCUAUAAGAGCAAAGUUAAGUCUUCCCAUGACAGGAAGACUGUACAGAGAAACUUCCAACCAGGCCAAUAGGUGUUGUUGUUCAAUUCCAGGUGUGCUUGUUGCAGAUACAAUGUUAGGUAAUGAAAUUUUUGUUCCAGGAAGCAAGGGCUCAGCCCCUAUGAAGGGCUCAACCCCUCAUAUCAGUUGGCAAAACAGGGGAGCCUCUGGGGCCAAGGUGCCCAGAGCCUUUAAGAGGCCUAGUGCCUCAUAUGAACAUUUUCAAAGAGGGCUCUCUAGAAGCAAAACGCUUAGUGCCUCUGAGUGGCUGAGCGACUGGGAGGAAUAG